Molecule: messenger RNA, 207 nt
Organism: Perkinsus marinus ATCC 50983
Lineage: Eukaryota; Perkinsozoa; Perkinsida; Perkinsidae
Exons: 1
Coding region: 1-207 (68 amino acids)
Source: RefSeq, a predicted model, not a curated record
AUGCUUGACAAUGGUGAUAUCAACUUGCUCGAAAACCUCAUCAACGGACUUCUGAUGGAACUUCCGUCCAAACCGUUCAGCGCCAUCCUACUUGAGCUUACCCGUGUGAGCGAGAUAGGAUCUCCUAAACUGAUGGGUUUACGAGGCUUCCCUGGCCAAGAUGGCAAACUCUACCUGCAGGUGGCUAAGAGAGCACUACGCAUGUAA